Molecule: messenger RNA, 945 nt
Organism: Knipowitschia caucasica
Lineage: Eukaryota; Metazoa; Chordata; Actinopteri; Gobiiformes; Gobiidae
Source: the annotation of a GenBank genome assembly
AUGGGAGUCAGGGGGAGAGACGUACCACGGUGCAGACGGGUGAGAGCUCACGGGGUGCAGAACGGGGAGAGAGUACACAGGUGCAGACGGGGGGAGAGCGGGGUCAGGGGGAGGAGAGUACACAGGUGCAGACGGGGGAGAGAGUACACAGGUGCAGACGGGGAGAGAGUACACAGGUGCAGACGGGGGAGAGAGGUACACGGUGCAGAUGGGGGGGGGAGAGAGUACACAGGUGCAGACGGGACGGAGACGAGUACACAGUGCAGACGGAGGAGAGAGUACACAGGUGCGCAGACAGGGGAGGAGCGGUAUCAGGAGGAGAGAGUACCAAGGUGCAGACGGGAUGUGGAGAGCGGGGGUCAGGGGGAGAGAGCUACACAGGUGCAGACGGAGAGAGCGGGGUCAGGGGGGAGAGAGUACACAGGAUGCAGUACGAGGAGAGAGUACCACAGGUGCAGACGGGGAGAGAGUACACAGGUGCAGACGGGGGAGGGGCGGCGGUCAGCGAGAGGCCGAGAGUCCACAGGUGCAGACGGAGGAGAGCGGGGUCAGGGAGAGAAUAGUCCACGACAGGUGCAGACGGUGAGAGAGCGGGUCAGGGGGAAGAGAGUAACACAGGUGCAGACGGGGGAGAGCGGGGUCAGGGGGGAGAGAGUACACAGGUGCAGACGGGAGGAGAGUAGUACACAGGUGCCGAGGCGAGAGAGUCCGAACCAGGUGCCAGACGGGGAGAGAGUACACAGGUGCAGAUGGGGGAGAGAGUACACAGGUGCAGACGGGGGAGAGAGUAACACAGGUAGGCAGAGGAGGAGAGAGUACACAGGUGCAGACGGGGAGAGCGGUAUCAGGAGGAGAGAGUACACAGUGCCGACGGGAGAGAGCGGGGUCAGGGGGAGAGAGUACCAGGUGCAGACGGGUGAGAGCGGGGUCAGGGGCAGAGAGUAA